This is a messenger RNA of Anolis carolinensis (green anole), 2465 nucleotides long. RefSeq names its product calreticulin. Gene Ontology annotation, cellular component: endoplasmic reticulum membrane; endoplasmic reticulum. The transcript is spliced from 9 exons. Gene Ontology annotation, molecular function: calcium ion binding. Lineage: Eukaryota; Metazoa; Chordata; Lepidosauria; Squamata; Anolidae. Gene Ontology annotation, biological process: protein folding. The record is from RefSeq and is a predicted model, not a curated record. The coding region runs from base 116 to 1234 and encodes 372 amino acids.
CUCUUUACUGGCACCCACCGUAUAGUAGGAGAGCAGCCCCGCGUUGUAGUCGAGCACGAACCAGCGGUACUGCCAUCCUUUCAUCACGUUGGUCCAUUUGCUGAGCGGACCUUCCAUGAUGGACGCCAUCUUGGGAGCCGAUGAAUGGCAAAAGCGGUGGGUUCAAUCUAAACACAGAUCUGAUUAUGGUAAAUUUCGCAUAGGAGCAGGAAGAUUUUAUGGAGAUAGAGAAAAAGAUAUAGGCCUGCAGACAACUCAAGAUACAAAGUAUUAUGCAAUAUCAGCAAAGUUUCGACCCUUUAGUAAUGAAGGCCAGACCUUUGUGGUUCAGUAUACAGUAAAAUAUGACCAACAUGUUGAUUGUGGUGGUGCUUAUAUUAAAUUAUUUCAUGAAGACUUGAAUCAAGAGAUUUUGAAUGAAGAUUCACAGUACUAUAUUAUGUUUGGCCCAGAUAUAUGUGGAGAACACAAAAAGAUUGUGCAGGUUAUAUUCAACUAUAAAGAUGACUACUUCUUCAUUAAAAAAAACAUCACAUGUGAGACCGAUGAUUUUACCCAUCUGUACACUCUAAUAGUACGUCCAGAUUUAACAUAUGAAGUGAAGAUUGACAAUUACGUGGCCGAGUCUGGCAACUUAGAAGAUGACUGGGAUUUUCUGCCUCCAAAGAAGAUAAUAGAUCCUGAUAUGCCAAAACCUGAUUACUGGGAUGAAAGGGAAACUAUCGAGGAUCCCAUGGACAAGAAACCAGAUGAUUGGGAUCAGCCAGAGAGAAUUCCUGAUCCAGAUGUGCAAAAACCAAAUGACUGGGAUGAAGAGAUGGAUGGCGAAUGGGCACCACCAUUGAUUCCAAACCCUGCGUACAGAGGCAUUUGGAAACCUCGUAUUAUCAAAAAUCCUAAUUACAAUGGCAUAUGGGUCCAACCAGAAGUUGACAACCCAGAUUACACACCAGAUCCUGAUCUUUGCAAAUAUUUUAAUAUUAGUGUCAUUGGUUUAGAGAUUUUACAGGGGAAAUCUGGUACAAUUUUUGAUAAUUUUCUAAUCACAAAUGAUGAACAAUAUGCUGAAGAUGCUGGGAAUGAAAUGUGGGGUGCCACAUAUGAGAGAGAAUGGAAGAGAAGAGAGAGACAAGAUGUUGUGUAUAACAAAAUUAAUGAAAAACAGGAACCAAAGGGAAAGGAGGCCAAGAAAGAAAAGAAUGGAAAAGAACUCAACGUUAAAGAUGAAUUGUAAACAACCAAAACUUGCAUAAUUACUUUCACUCAGUAUGUUAAUGACUUGUUCAGAUACUUUGCAUAUUUUCUAUACCUUGUUACAGGAGCUCUGAAAGGCAGUGACAAAAAAGUCCUGGUGAACAAAUUUUUAUAAUUAGAUGAGUAGUGAUGACAGAAGCAAAGUCUAAGGGUGCAUCUAUACCACGUUAACUACCGUGACUCAAUACUAUGGAAUCAUGGGACUUGUGAUUUGGCAAGGCAUCAGCACUAUUUGAUGAGAAAGCUAAUAUCCAUGAUUCUGUAGCACUGAGCCAUGGCAAUUAAAGUGCUGUCAAACUGCAUUGAUUCCAUAGUAUAGAUGCGUGCGGGUCUUUCACGAAGUAUAUCCUCCUACAUUUAAAGGGGUUUAAGUUAAAGGGAAGGCAAUAGGGGUUGUCCCUUUGGAUUAGAAUCACAGGGUACAAAUAUAAAUAUGGGGAGCAUGAAGAUAGAUAAACUUAUCUUUAGGGGUGGUAGCUGGAUAGGGUACUCCGGUUUAUAGCAGGAAUGAAUUAAGUCAUCCAGAUGUUGUGCUGCAACUGUCAGCAUUUCUCACUACUAAGUACAUGUUGCAACUGAUGAUAAUUAUAAUCCAACAUUUAGUAGGCCACACUUUGCCCAUCCAGUUAUAAGGAUUCACUAUAUCCACCUAUCACUUCUAAACAUUAACAUAUUUGGUAGAAACUUGAGAUGGGAUUAAAAUUAUACCAACCACUUCGCUGUCUAACAUUCUCCUUAGCUGAGUUGAAGGACAGGCCAGCUAGCAGGAAGUACACAUUUCAGUUAUGUAAAGUGUAAACAGUUAAAUAAAAUUCAACAAACAUGCAUAACUACUUACGUAGUCCUAUUAAAUUAGUUUUCCUGUAUCUGACACAGCAAAGUUAUUUUUAAGCAUUUUCCUUUCUAUUUAUUUUAAAAGAAUUAGUUUCACUUAUUAAAUUUUAUAUUUUUCUUUACUUGUACCCAUUAUACGAUGUUAACUGGUUUUGCUGAGUAUUGUUACACGGCCAUUUUAUAUUCUUAUGUUUUAUUGAAUUUGUAUUUUAACUGUUUUGUUUUUUUUUAAUAAUGUUUUUAUUUUGACCUUGGUUUUUGCUUUGAAGGAUUGUUUGUAUUUGUGUCUAUGGGCAUUUUGUCCCAUAUGUAAGCCGCCUCAAGUCCUGUUUGAGAGGUGGUGUUGGGGUAUAAGAAUAAAGAUGUUAUUACUACUA